Molecule: messenger RNA, 1164 nt
Organism: Lichtheimia ornata
Lineage: Eukaryota; Fungi; Mucoromycota; Mucoromycetes; Mucorales; Lichtheimiaceae
Exons: 6
Coding region: 1-1164 (387 amino acids)
Biological process (GO): response to oxidative stress
Cellular component (GO): nucleus
Source: RefSeq, a predicted model, not a curated record
AUGACAAAACAACAACAUUUAUCAUGGUCAUCUUGUGCGACUAGUGCAACUUCUAAUACGCGACGAAGACGUGGUUCUGGUUCUUCACAAACGACACGAUCCUUUUAUCCUCUUCACAGGUCUAUCACUGAUGAAGAAAGCUAUGCUGAUAAACCAUCACCUAUCACACGCUUUGUGUCGAAGCUUCUGGGCCUCGGAACAUCUUCCUCCUCUACACCAUCCUCCUCCUCCUCCAACCACAGAAGGCGUCCUCCUUUAGCUCACAAGUCCCAUUCAACAACUUCAAUCACAAAGGGAGGGUCUGUCAUUUCUUCAGCAUCGACUGUGCAUUGCGACAACAAUAAUACCACCCCAUCAGUUGACCUUGCGGUCCUUGACUGGAAACAAGUAUCACCCACCAAUAGUAGCUAUUCAAGCACCUGUAGCAACGACUCAGCUUUCUGCUGCGACCAAAACCAACAACGUCUAUCGUGUAGUUGCCCUGCUUCUCCACCUCCACCUUUACCAGCAACCAACACUACUACUAUCAAUUCAGCAGCUGUCGACGCUCUUGUGUCUGCUGCAAGUCAACUUGAACAGCAAAAUAAAAAGCAACGGCUCGUCGAUUUUUUGGAUAUAAUGGAACCACCCAAGUUAACGGGUCGUCGACCUGACACCGAACCUGUAUUGGAUGCUCUAGUCGCUGAACAGAUUCGAUCUUAUCUCCCAAGGCGUUACAGGCUAGCAACCACUUGGUCCCUUAUUUACAGCCUUGAUCAGCAUGGUUCAAGUAUGGCAACCCUUUAUCGAUUGGCGAAACGUAAUCGAGGACCUUGUGUGCUCGCCAUCAAGGAUGACAAUGAUUCGAUCUUUGGCGCGUUUCUAAAUGAAUCUAUCAAAGGCAACAAGAAUUCAUAUUACGGCAACGGUGAAUGUUUUCUAUGGAAGUUCUGCCGCGCUACCAAUACACUCAAAGUUUUUCCAUGGACAGGAAAAAACGAAUACAUGAUCUUAUCAGAGACCGAUUUUAUUGCCAUUGGUGGAGGUGAUGGCAAAUUUGGCUUAUGGAUCAAAGACAGCCUUUAUGAGGGAUACAGCGAACAAUGUCCAACCUUUGACAAUGAACCAUUGUCCACGACUGCCGAUUUUCAUUGCAUUGAACUUGAAUUAUUUGCAUUGGGGUGA